Papilio xuthus (Asian swallowtail) is the source of this 2915-nucleotide messenger RNA. RefSeq names its product isocitrate dehydrogenase [NAD] subunit alpha, mitochondrial (gene Idh3a). Lineage: Eukaryota; Metazoa; Arthropoda; Insecta; Lepidoptera; Papilionidae. The transcript is spliced from 7 exons. Gene Ontology annotation, cellular component: mitochondrion. Bases 170 to 1339 code for a protein of 389 amino acids. Gene Ontology annotation, molecular function: isocitrate dehydrogenase (NAD+) activity; magnesium ion binding; NAD binding. The record is from RefSeq and is a predicted model, not a curated record. Gene Ontology annotation, biological process: tricarboxylic acid cycle; isocitrate metabolic process.
GUAUAAUCAAAAAUUUAAAGAAAUGGCUGCAAGAUUAAUCCGGAAAAUUGUAAGUCAGUAGUUGAGUGCUAGAAAAUUUGUUUUCCCUUAAAACUGCAUGUAGCCUCUAACUCUUUGUAAGUCUGCUUAAUUUCUUUUGCAAUCCAAAAAUAGACUAUUGUACAUAGUUAUGUCGAAGAAUUACAUAAAUGCGCUUUUGAAGCCUUUUCGUGAGAGUAACGUAGUGGGAGCUUUACUGAAACUGUUCGACACGGGGCCGAAUCAAGGACUUAAACGUGUUGGGAUCGCGAAAAAUGAGGUUCCGACGGCCAAGUCUGGUGCGGCGCAGUACAGCAGCGGCGUACGGAAGGUGACAUUGAUACCGGGACAUGGUAUUGGUCCUGAAAUCACCGUCGCAGUGCAGAAAAUCUUCGAAGCUGCUAAAGUACCUAUUGAGUGGGACGAAGUCGAUGUCACAGCUGUUAGGGGUCCAGAUGGAAAGUUUGGUAUUCCCCAGAAGGCGAUAGACUCUGUAAAUGCCAACAAGAUUGGCUUAAAGGGUCCCCUGAUGACCCCAGUGGGCAAGGGCUACCGUUCCUUAAACUUGGCGCUCAGGAAGGAGUUUGACCUUUAUGCUAAUGUCAGGCCCUGCAAAAGUUUAGAUGGUAUAAAGACAUUAUACGACAACGUGGAUGUGGUGACGAUCAGAGAGAACACGGAAGGUGAAUACUCUGGCAUAGAGCACGAGAUCGUGGACGGCGUCGUCCAAUCCAUCAAGCUGAUCACGGAGGAGGCCAGCAAGCGUGUCGCUGAAUUCGCCUUCCAGUUCGCCAGGGAUAACAAGAGGAAGAAGGUCACUGCUGUACACAAGGCUAAUAUUAUGCGGAUGUCAGACGGUCUGUUCCUCCGGUGCUGCCGCGACCUGGCCACCAAGUACCCAGACAUCAAGUUCGAGGAACGCUACCUCGACACCGUCUGCCUCAACAUGGUGCAGGACCCCUCCAAGUUUGAUGUGCUGGUGAUGCCAAACUUGUACGGUGACAUAAUGUCAGACAUGUGCUCUGGUCUUGUGGGCGGACUGGGUCUGACACCUUCAGGCAACAUUGGCAAGAACGGUGCACUCUUUGAGUCUGUGCACGGCACUGCUCCAGCUAUAGCCGGACAAGACAAAGCUAAUCCAACAGCUCUACUCCUCUCUGCCGUGAUGAUGCUGCGUCAUCUGCAGAUGUACCAACAUGCUGAUAACAUAGAGAAAGCCUGCUUCACCGUGCUGAAGGAAGGUCGAGUCCUCACAGAGGACCUGGGAGGCAAGAGCACUUGUUCCGAGUACACCACGGAGAUUAUCAAGAAUCUACAUUGAUAUGGUUCGUGUCACUGUGGAGUUGAUAUAGUCUUUAUCUGAAAAUUACAUUUUUUAAUGUAUAGUACUGUUUAGAUUUGUAUUGGUUAUAUGUCAUUUUAAAUUUAUUAAAUUAAAUUGUGAUAUAUACCUAUAUAUAUUGGUCUCUUAUCAAUAUAUAAAGUUUGUGUUUGUUGGACCGUUGUAGUUGACAAACUUUAAUUUCUAUAUAAAAAACUUUUUAAAAUCAUUAUAACUAAGAUAUCAAUAAAAUGUUAACUCCACAGUGGUGUAAUCUUCAUCGAAUAGUUAAUUGUUAUUUUGUAAACUGACAGUAUUCUUAUACAUUCCCUGAGUUUAGUUUUGUACAAGAACCAGCCAAAGAAGUAUUCGAUGUGCGUUUAUAAUUCAUUAACCUGGUAUUUUGUGAGAUUACAUGAUUAACAAAGACAUGCAGAUGUAUUUAUAAUGCUACGUAAACGAUUAAACAUGAUUGUUUGGUCAAACUUCAUCAAACAUCCCAAAUAUAGGCAAAAUAAAACAUAGCUUCACAUGUCUGUAUAGUAGUAUUGCCAUCUCUCUCAUUUUGUUUAGAAAGAAUAGAGAUAGCAAUACUUAAUUUGUAAUAUGACAAACUAAAUUCACACAUAACAUCAAAUAUUUGACAUAUUGUUUGAUCGUUUGCCGGAACCUGAAGUCUUUGAUUUUUGUGUGCAUUUCAGUGAUGUAUUUAAAUUGAAGAAAGGUCUGACUGUGGUGUGGUUAAUUAAGUUUUAACUCUUCUAAUUAACAAAGACAUUGUCAACUUGUACAAAAUGUAAGACGUUUGAAAUUAUGUUGCCAGAUGCAAAUAAACAACUAAGUAAAAAAGAAAAAAAGAAUUUCAGAUGCAAUUUCUGAGAAAAAAACAGUGCAAUUUCUAUUUUAUUUUCCAUUUUGUACAAGUAAAGAAUCGUCUAUUUGAUCAAAUAUCCACUAGUUUUGUGUACUUUGCCUUAAGUGUUACCAUUAAUGUUUUAAGUUACCGCAAGUAUUUUAUCUGAGUGUUACCAUUUUAUUGCUAUAAGUUGACUUAAAUUGAACUACUAGCGAAUUUAGUUGAGGCACUAAUGUAUUUAUUCAUUUUAAAUUAUUUAAAAUCCAAACUGGCAAUUGUACUUUAUUAUAUUUGGCAGAACGAAGAAGGCCUUUUUCAUAAAAAAUGGCGCUAAAAAAAGUUGUACUCUAGUUUUAUCCAUAUUUUAAGUGUGUUUGUGAUUGAUUAAGUGAUACCUUACGACGUUUGUAUUAAUUUAGUAGAUAUUUGAGUUCCUUGUUUUGUGAUUGUAUUUACAAUAAUUGUCUAUGGUUAUAAUCAUGCUUUUAUUUAUUUUACAAUGGUUUGAAUGGCAGCCCUUUGGCCAUGCGAGUGACCAUUGAUUGUGUAAUGUUCUUUUUAAGAUUAAAAAAAUCAGAUGAAAUCUGAAAAAUGAGCUGAGCUGUAGCUAUAAUUAGUAGAAUACAUCUUAUUUAUUGACUAGCUAAUGAGUAGUUAAAAUUCAAUGCAACCUUUAGUUUAGUGUCCUUAUGAAAUUGACAAAUAAAGAGAUUGAAAAUA